AUGCAAACCUGUUUGGCUCGUGAAUUACAUCAAAAAGUUGCCGUCCCUUUGGGUCCUUGCGGUUUGGAUGAAGUCAAACGGUUUCAGACAUACCUUUCUGAUUACCAAAUUAAUAUUGUGUCCAAAGAUCAUCAGAACGCUCUUAUUUAUGUUGGUCCCGAUCAAGAGAAAAGAAUUUAUCUGUACCUUUACGAUAAUCAUUACGACGUCAUUGCCAAAAUGCCGGGGUUUUUCGCUCGUAAAAAGUAUUGCCAUACAUGCAAGAAAGCUUAUGAUCAUCGGGAAGAUCACUUAUGCCCAAAUGCCUGUCCAUGUUGUCGCUUUCCCGACUGUCCCGUUGAGUCCUGGGUUCGCUGCAAUGACUGUAACCGAAUGUUCAAAAGUCAAGCAUGUUUUGAUCGGCAUAAACAGUCUAGUGGAAAAUCGAUCUGUUUGACGAUGGUUAAGUGCUCGGAGUGUCAUAGAAUUAUCAAGCGCUAUAAAAGAGAUUCGCAUCAUUGCGGUAUGACAAAGUGCCCAAUAUGUAAAGAGUAUACCCGGCCCGGCGACCAUCAAUGUUACAUGCAGCCCGUGGAAAAAUGGAACGAAAGUUUAUCAGACAGUGACGAUUCGUUUGAGCACCCUGAGGAUGAUGUUACGGAAGGUGGGUAUGACCAAAUGUUAUUCUUUGAUUUCGAGUGUCGUCAGGAAAAUGGAAAUCAUGAACCCAAUUUAUGUGUGAUUCAGAACGAAGCUGGUGACGAAUGGGUAUUUGAAGGGGAUAACACACGGAACGAGUUUUGCGAAUGGUUAUUUCAAAAGGAACGGGCAAAUAGUGCGGUGAUGGCCCAUAAUUUCCAGGGGUACCACAGUUACUUUAUUCUGCAAUACUUACGGGAGAACGGUGUCAAGUACGAUGUCAUCAGGCGUGGCGCCAAAGUGCUUUCCUUAUCUGUGGACAUGUUCAAGAUCAAAUUUAUCGAUUCCUUGAACUUUAUCCCAAUGAGAUUAGCAGAUUUUCCAAAAACUUUUGGCAUAGACGAGCUGGCAAAAGGGUACUUUCCACAUCUUUUCAACAAGAAAGAAAACGAAAAUUAUGUGGGACCGAUCCCACCCACUCCCUACUACAACCCGAAUGGAAUGAGUCCUGCAGCGAAGCAAACGUUUUUACAUUGGCAUAGAAAUUUGAAAGACAAUGAUUACGUGUUCAACUUCCAAGAGGAAAUUCUUGCGUAUUGUCGUUCCGAUGUGGAUAUUCUGCGAUGCUGUUGCUUGGAAUUUCGCGAACUGUUCCGUGACGUUACUAGAAUCAAUCCCUUUGAGAAAUGCCUUAGCAAUCAAGUGUAUCGGACAAACUAUCUUCGAGAAAACACCAUUGCCAUCAUCCCACCGCGCGGUUACUAUCCUGAAAACAAACAGUCCCUUCUUGCACAGAAAUGGUUGUCAUAUACGGCCGAACGAAACAAGAUCUACAUACAGCAUGCUCGCAACGGCGGAGAGAAACGUGUUGGUCCGUACUUGCUGGAUGGUUAUCAUGAAGAAACCCACACAGCCUAUGAAGUCCAUGGAUGUUUCUGGCAUGGUAAGUGUUUGAAUAAACGCCUCCCUCGAAUAGACGCCCGUUAGAAUAGUAUUUUUGUUUAUUUCUUACAGGAUGUAUAAAAUGUUAUGCUCGUGAUACAAUGAACCCUGUCAAAGGUAGAACCAUGCACGAUCUUCAUCAAAAAACCAUGGAAAAGAUACAGUAUUUGAAAAAUCAAGGCUACAAUGUGGUAGAAGUUUGGGAAUGUAGAAUCAAUCAGGAAUUGGCAGAUAAUGAAGACAUGAAAUAUUACUUUGAUCAAUAUGAUGGAGUCGAUCCCUUGGAACCUCAUGAUGCCCUAUAUGGAGGACGAACCAACGCGUCGAGACCUUACCAUGAGUGUAAUGAUGAUGAGAAAAUAAGGUAG
Messenger RNA from Paramuricea clavata, 1928 nucleotides. Lineage: Eukaryota; Metazoa; Cnidaria; Anthozoa; Malacalcyonacea; Plexauridae. The record is from the annotation of a GenBank genome assembly.